This is a messenger RNA of Cygnus atratus (black swan), 2477 nucleotides long. RefSeq names its product negative regulator of reactive oxygen species (gene NRROS). The record is from RefSeq and is a predicted model, not a curated record. Gene Ontology annotation, molecular function: protein binding. The transcript is spliced from 3 exons. NCBI's taxonomy places the organism in Eukaryota, Metazoa, Chordata, Aves, Anseriformes, Anatidae. Bases 102 to 2171 code for a protein of 689 amino acids.
CACCUGACUUGGUGGCACUGCGUGGAUGUCAUCGAAAGUUCUCCCAGGAGCCUCUGGAUCAAUGGGGAACGGUGUAUGGUCGCAGGAGAGCCGCUGCUGAGAUGGAGGCCCUGCUGCCCGGUCUCUCCCUGCUUCUGGUCCUGCUGGCAGCGGGAUGGGGAAAUGGGGUGGGCGCAGCCUGGGCGGUGUCUCCUGGUGGCUGCAAGCAUGUGCAGAGCACCGCAGACUGCACUGGGAGAUGGCUGAGCUCUGUCCCAGGAAAUCUUCAAGGUGAUAUCGAAGAGCUGUUGCUCAAUGACAACACUAUCCAGGUCCUGGGCCAUGCCUCUCUGCUCCCGUACCCCCAGCUGAAGCAUCUCAGCUUGUCCAAGAACCGACUGAAGCUCAUCGAGCCUGGUGCCUUCCUGGGCAGCCAAGGCCUCCACGUGCUCUCCUUGGCAGACAACCUCCUCUUCACCAACUACUCGCAGACAGCAGCUGCUCUUUCUGCUUUGCCAGCCUUGCGGACACUUGAUCUAUCUGGAAACUGCCUCACUGAGGACAUGUUAUCGGUUUUGCUCCUGAAUCUGCCAUCCUUGGAGUCCUUGUCAGUGGCCAGGAACAUUAUCAUGAGGCUGGACUCGUCUGUCUUCACCAACUUGACGCAGCUUUUGGAGCUGAACCUGGAGAAGAACUACAUCUUUGAGAUUGACCAAGCUUUUGAAGGGCUGCAGAAGCUGCAGAGGCUCAACAUUGCUUAUAACUACAUGCCAUGCAUAGUGGACUUCGGCCUGACCCAGCUCAAGGUGCUCAAUGUCAGCCACAACAUUAUCGAGUGGUUUCUGGCCUUUGAAAGUGAUGAUCUCUUUGAACUGGAGGUGCUGGACCUGUCCCACAACCGGCUCCUAUUUUUCCCUGUGCUGCCCCGGCAGAGUAAGCUGCACUCCUUGCUGCUGAAGGACAAUGAGAUGAGCUUUUAUCAGCGUCUUCCCAACGGCACUUCCCUCGCCGAUGUCACCGUGCAGUUCCUGAUCAUUGAUGGCAACUCCACCAACAUUACCACGGUCAACCUCUGGGACGAGGUCUGCUACAGCAACCUCUCCUCCCUGCGCCUCCUGGACAUGAGCCAGAACCAGUUCUGGUACCUGCCGGAGGGCUUCCUGGCCAAGAUGCCCUCCCUGACCCACCUGAAGCUCAACCAGAACUGCCUGGAGACAUUCCGCCUGUCAGAGGAGGACCCCUUGGCCAUGCUGACGGACCUUGACCUCAGCCAGAACCAGCUUGUGGAGCUGCAGGUGGGUGCUGGGGCCAUCCUGCCCAGCCUGCAGCUCUUCAACCUCAGCACCAACAGGCUGCGGGUGCUUCCUGCUGAAGUCUUCACCUACACCGGGAAGAUCACUACAGUUGACCUCAGCCGCAACCGGCUUGACCUGUGUCCCCAGCAGGCUGUUGCAAGCGAGGUGGAGAGUCCUCCCUGUGUGGACAUCAGGGGAAUCGAGACCUUGAAUCGCCUCUACUUGGCUGGCUGUGGUUUGCGGGGACUGGACGGCCAGCCCUUCCGAGGGACAUCACUGACACACCUGGACCUCUCUCACAACCAGCAGGCCCUGUCUGGGGACCCGGGGUGGCUUCAAGACCUUGCUGCCACGCUACGGGUUUUGUCCCUCCGGAACACCAGCUUCUCCUCCUCUGUGGUGGACUUCUCUGCCUUACAGAGCCUCGUGGCCUUGGACUUGUCAGGGAAUUCACUGACCACACUUCCCAGGACUCUGAGCGCAGUCAAGCUGCACAGCCUCGACCUCCGGGACAACUGCCUCCCGGCUCUACCCACGGACGUGGCACGGAUGCCCCUGGUGAGGAGCCUGCAGGAGCUCUACCUCAGCCGCAACCCCUACAACUGCUGCACGCUGGGCUGGUGGGAGUCCCUGCAGCGCGUGGAGCAGCUGCGUGUCCCCGACGGGCGUGAGGUGACCUGCAGCUAUGACUCCAGGACGCUGAGCGCCCGGGCGCUGCCCGAGACUGUCCUGCGGGCCUGCCGCUGGAAGGUGGCCAACCUGGCCCUCCUCUACCUGGUGCUCGCCCUGCCCACCUGCCUGACGCUCCUGGUGGCUUUCGCUGUGGUCUUCCUCAUGCUCAAGCAAAAGCUGCUAAAAAUGUUGAAGAGCCGAUGCGGGGCAUCCAGCCCUUACUGAUGGAUGGGGACGAGGAGGAGAAAGGGCCAGUGGCACUCGGGAUGGUGAGCAUAGGCGAGACCUCGGCCAUGAGACAGAGCGGCUGAGAAGCAGCGUUUUGGUGCUGCUGCUCUGGGCACGUCCUCGCCCCUAGGCUACCCGUCGGGGAAGUGCUUUCCUCCAUAUAGGGUGGUUGCUUUUAUUUAUUGGCCCUGCCACAGCUGCCCUUCACGUGUGCCCACAGGACGUGCCCAGGGGCCAAUGCACCACCCUGGCACAUGUCUGCAUGGCACUGGCACUGCUGAAGCCUCUGGUCGACUCCUGGUG